Molecule: messenger RNA, 1967 nt
Organism: Helianthus annuus (common sunflower)
Lineage: Eukaryota; Viridiplantae; Streptophyta; Magnoliopsida; Asterales; Asteraceae
Product: protein WHAT'S THIS FACTOR 9, mitochondrial
Exons: 4
Coding region: 351-1544 (397 amino acids)
Molecular function (GO): RNA binding
Source: RefSeq, a predicted model, not a curated record
CUAAACUAAACUAAACUAAAGCAGCCGCCGUCGUCCUCUUGUCUAUCUCCUCCAUCUUCCAAACCUAAAAAACAAACAGCCGACUGAGAGAUCUUCUUUCAUUCAUUUUACGAUUCAGCAGGGAGGGAGGGAGGGAGGGAAGGGAAGGGGUUCAAUCAGCCAGCAAGCAAGCAAGCAGGAAAUUAGCUCAUAGCAACUCGAUUGAGCGCUUAAUCGAGCAGCAACUCGGUCAAGCAGUUGAUUGAGCAGAAAAUUCACACCACUACCACUUGUAUGAGUACAAACCGUUUUGAUCGAUCUUCUGCAAGAUUGUGAAGAAAAUUGGUGCAGGGUCCGUCAUUGUAGAGAUUAUGAGUAUGGCAAGUAGUAAAAAUCUCAGAAAAGUGGUAAAUAAGGUUCUCUUUUUAAAUCAAUACACACCCUCCUGGCGACACAUUCGAAAUCACAACUACACCAAUGUAUACAUGAAAUGGAAAAGUGAUUCAUACUUUGAUUCAAUUGAAUCAAUCCACAAAUCCAUCCAACUCAAACCCAUAAUCGCUCUCAAGAACCGUAUUACAGCCUCUCCAGAUGGUUGCAUCCCCGUUUCCGAUGUUUCAAAGAAAGGGUUACAGUUAGAAAUACCCAUUAAGGUUGCUAGGUUUCUUCGAUUAUACCCGUCGGUUUUUGAGGAGUUCACCGGACCCAAAUACAAUUUACCCUGGUUUAGACUAACCCCAGAGGCUGCAAUCCUUCAUGAUGAAGAACAAGCUGUUUAUCGGGAUUUUAAAGCUGACUUACAAAAAAGAUUGAGAAAAUUGAUACUUAUGAGCGUUGAAAAUAAGUUGCCGUUGAAGAUAAUUAAAGGUAUGUUGUGGUAUUUAGGGUUACCGGAGGAUUAUUUGGACGGAAAUGUUGACGGGUGUUUUAAGGUAGUUGAAAUGGGCGAUGGGCUGAAGGGAUUAUCGGUUGUUCAAACCGAAAAGACGUUGUCGGUGAUUCAAAAGAACGCACUAAGAACCGGAGUUUAUAACGGUGGACAAAUGGAAUCCAUUUCGUUUCCGUUGUUUCCAUCUAAGGGGUUGAGGUUAAGAAGCAAGAUUUUGGAUUGGUUGGAUGGUUUUCAGAAACUUCCGUAUGUUUCACCGUAUGAGGGAUGCUCGGAUUUAUGCCCGGGUAGUGAUUUGUUUGAGAAACGGGUCGUGGGUUUGCUCCAUGAGUUGCUUAGUCUAUUUGUGGAACAUUCUGCUGAGAGGAAGAAGCUUUUGUGCUUGAGAAAGUAUUUGGGGCUGCCACAGAAAGUUCAUAAGGUGUUUGAGCGACAUCCGUGUGUGUUUUAUCUAUCUUUGAGGAAUAACACAUGCACUGCAAUAUUAAAAGAAGCGUAUUGUGAUAAAAUGGCUAUUGAGGCCCAUCCUCUUGCAACGGUAAGGAGAAAGUAUAUUGAUUUGGUGAUGGAAUCGAAAGUUAUAUUGAAAAACCGAAGGCUGCAAAAUCAUUCUUUUUGCUCGGGUGAAGGGGAUUUGAAGGUUGAAGAUACUCAUAGUGCAAGUCAAUGUCUAUAAAUUCGUUUAGCUCUAUUUCACAUGUGGGUACCGUUGUCCAUCAUGGAUCGAAGGAGGCGAUUGUUGUGAUAAAGAGAAGGCUGCUGCACAAAUAGAUGUCCAUAUCGGUCUUUGGAACUAAAAAGGCAUUUGGAGGCUAGAAGGAACAACUCUUGAAGGACCAAAUCCUGAGCGCUUAUGCUGCUUUGACUAACUAGAGCAUGUGUAAGAUUAUUCAGCAAAUUUGCAAAACUCCGAAAUAUUUGGUAUGUUCAUGCAUCCUUUAUAUCUAAAUUGUUGGUGAUCUCAGUGGUGAAGGAUAACACUUGAUUAACUUCUGCUCCUUGCAUUAUAAAGUGGAAUUUUGUAUAGAUCAUUUGAGCCUUGAUAACACUUGGUAUGCUAAUGUUUUUUUCUAUCUAAUUUAAUCAUUAGAGAUGGCGA